Messenger RNA from Plasmodium vivax (malaria parasite P. vivax), 3423 nucleotides. RefSeq lists its product as hypothetical. The transcript has a single exon. The coding region runs from base 1 to 2733 and encodes 910 amino acids. Gene Ontology annotation, molecular function: protein binding. The record is from RefSeq and is a predicted model, not a curated record. NCBI's taxonomy places the organism in Eukaryota, Apicomplexa, Aconoidasida, Haemosporida, Plasmodiidae.
AUGAAUAUUAUUAACUACCUUUACAAUAAGAGCAAGAGCAUAUACCACCGAAACAUCAGCGCGUACAAUUACAAUAAUAUAGAGAAUGAGAAUUUGAUUAGCAAUUUUGUGGAGAUCAGUAACGGGUACAGCAACCAGAGCUGCUCGUCCAAGUCGUCCUCGCGGACGUUGAUGCUGGGCGACAGGAAUGUGCGCACGGGGCGCAGGAAGAAGGGCCGGGGGGAGCGCCCCGCGGUUGGGUUAGCGGCGGGGUUGGCGGUUGGGUCAGCGGUUGGGUCAGCGACGGUCACCCCUUCCACCGCGGCGAGAGUGACCACUGCGCAGGGCGACCGCGUGGACCGGGCGAAGAACCCCGCCGGCAGGGAAGACGACCCGGGGAAGAAGAACCAAAGUUACGAAUUUAAUGUUCACAACAUCGGCUUCGACGCAAAGGUGUACAAAAACAGGUGCGAUGGAGUCUGCGUCCUGAAUGAUAAUAUUUACAUUUUCGAUAAAAUAAAAAAGUGUAUUUACCUGUACACCCCAUAUAACAACGUGUGGUACAUUUUCUUAAACAUAUGUGAAGAGCUAUCGGUGAAUAAAAACGGCAACUUGGAACUGACCAAUUUUUAUUUGAGCAGACCGGAACAGACCAUCGAAGGGAGCUUUAAUCACCUGAGCAAUAUUUCGUUUAUGAAUUACACAGAUGUGGUGUACCUUAAUAAUUGUAUCUUCAUCAUUAGCAGUAACUGUCACUUUAUGAAUUUCUGCAAAGUGAAUAUGCUCAAUAUGAAUACUCUCUUUGGCACCAUUGUGGUGGAGUCCGAGCAGAGUAACCUCGCUGAUUUUGAGCAGCUGUUGCGGAUGUGCAGCGUGGGUGAGACGGAGGAAAAGGAGAAGGGCAACGCUGAUGACGAUGAAGUUGUCCACAUGGGGGGGCCCUCCAGUUGGGAUGUGAAGCCGGGCGGGUCCUCUCCCCUGCAGGGGGAGGCAAGCAGGCCGAAGGGCACCAACCCUGCCGUUUCGUCCGUGGAGCGGACCAUGCGUAGUGAGGGAGCGGUUGCCGUGGAGCGAGAACACACCCUGGGUGGUUACCCAAAAAGAGGCGAUGGUCACCGUGGAAGCUGCUAUACCCACAACCGCUUUGCCGAUGGAGACGCGCCAACCCGGCGCAGCGGCAGCCACGACAGCCACUGCGACGAGUACGUCAGCGGGAUUUCCGAAUUUUCUGAAUUUUGCGAAUUUUCCGAAUUCUGCGAGUUUUCUGAGAUUUUUCCAAACGAAGAGAAGAAUCUUUUUAAAAAAAUGAAGAGGCUGAUAAAGGCCCGAGACUUCUUCUCCAUCUGCAGCGUCAGCGAGAGUUCCUACUCUUUGAUUUACCUCUUUGGGGGCAAGGGCAGCACCGUCAAAAGGGCCAACGAAUACGUUGACAUCAUUUACAACGAUUUGUACGUCUACGAUUUUUACCGAAACAGGUGGAUGGAGUUGUACCAGUACAGGAGGGGCGGUGGGGGAUGUGCCCCCGGGGAGCAGACAGAAAGGGAGCAACCGUGCGAGGAGCAGACAAGCAGAGAACAACCGUGGGAGGAAAACUCUCUUUUACGCACCCAUAUGGAAGAACCCACCGCAAACAGAGGAGGUAGGAGCAACCCGUCUUAUUUCAAACCGGGUGAUACUGCCUCCCCCGCGGGUACACAGAACGGGCGCCUCAUAGAAAACAACACCACCAACGCAGAAAAAUGUUUUAGCGAUAGUUUUUUUCUGCUAACUUCUAAUGACCCGUUUGGAAAUGAUAACACCGCGCAGUUGAGUACGGCUAAGAUGGAGGGGGGGGCGGCAAAUCAGAUGGACAGCCUACACCGCAACGUAGGCACGGUGGAUAGCAUGGCCACCGUUUCUACGUCCACUGCGGAGAGGAAGAGCGAUUCGUUUGUUCACGCGAAAGGCGAAUCAUGGGAUAGGAAUCUGAUGAGUGGAAACCGCAGAGAAGUUGCGAAGACAGAGGAGGAAGAGGCCAAGGACACCUGCUCAGAUCUGUACAGCCUCAUUUUUGACACUCAUGAGGAGGCUACGCAUGGAAAGGCUAAAAAUGCAGAGCGUGGAAGUAUCCACCGCGAAGUCACCCCCAUGGAGGGCCCCCAACAAACACGAACAAACAUCUACCAUGAGCGUAAGGACCCACCGUGCAAAGACUGCAUGCAGGGGAAGAAGUGCAAAUAUAUAUGCGACCUUAUAACAAACGGAGUGAAAAUCAAAAGCAUCCACUGGCUUGGAAAACGAGCAGGACAUUCCUGCACGUAUUAUAAAAACAACCUGUAUAUAUUUGGAGGCAUCAGCUAUUACAGCUUUAAUAGCAACAAAAUAAAUUUAAAUUUUUGCGACAAUUUAUUUUUGUACAAUAUACAGUCGAAUGAAUGCUUUGAAAUUCUGGCAAAGGGAAGCAUCCCGGAGAAGAGGUACCGGCAUGGGUGCGUCAUCCUUAAUGAUUAUAUGUUCAUUAUUGGUGGAGAGUGUAAGAGCUCCUCUUUACCAAGAAACGAUUUAUUUUUUUACAAUUUUAAAACCUCUGUGUGGACCGAAGUUGUUAUUAAUUCCAAGGUGGGGUCUCAUUCCCUGUACAAGACGGUGUGGCUAGAGAACUUCGGUUCGAUCUACAUGUUCGGCUCUUCCAUUCUGCGCCUCACGAAGAAGAACUUCCAGUACACCCCGUCGUACAAGAAUAACCAGAAGAGGGUGGACAGCCGGCGCUUCUGAGCGGCCGCGCGGGAAGGUGCACCCGUUUGGCAGGGUUUGCCGUGCGUGGCGGCGUCCUCCAAUUUUUACCACCGUUUGGCGGCUCCCCCCCUGCUUGUUUAGUUUUUCCGCCCCUCUAUGCGGAGCAUGCCAGGAGUGCACGCGAGGCGGUACCACAGUUAUGGACACUUUAGCCAAUUUAUAUGCCCACCGGUACCCUUUUGUUUGCCCCUCUUACCUUGUCACACCGACGCAGCCGUUUUGAAUGUCUCUCCCACAGAAUCCCCGCGCAGGGGGCUGCCUGCCACAUGUUUUAAUGAUUUGCAGACAGGCGCACGUGUGUACAGUUGUUCGUACAGUUGUGCGUUGUGCGCUUCUCUCUUUUUCGUAAUUCUGCUCUGCGCAGCGUUUUAAUGGCGCUUCGUCUUCGCCCUCUUCUUCUUCUUCGUUUUCCAUCCUCCCAUCUCCUUUUUUUUUCUCUCUCUUUUUUACCCCCGCGCGUUACCCACUUUUAUUGUUUCUUUUCCCGUGCGUGGUAAAUGUGGCGUUUUUUUUAAACAUGUAGGAGUUUCCCCGCGCCAUAGUUACACACGUAGCCGCGUUUUUCCUCUUUUUUUUUUUUUUUUUUUGAAUGCACAUCCUCUUAUCACUCUGCUGUUCUGCUGACUUAACGGCCACGCCCAAGUGUGUAGAGCAUUCCAAUGUAGCAUU